CUUCUUGUCCGACAGCAUCCAGCAGAUCUCAGACACACGGCCUGGAUGCGCCGCCAUGGCUCGGAGAUCCGCGCUGGCGCUGGCGUGGAUUUGCCUCGCUUUGCCGCGAUGCAUUCGUGCGGCCGGGAAGCACGCACACAAGGAGUACCAGCAGGUGGCUCUGCCGCACCAUUCCUUCUCCAUCCCGUUAGAAUACAGCAGCCUGCUGGGUGACUGGAUGCUGAGUGGCGCGAGCAUCUUCGAGAGGCAGCGGCUGUUGCUGCACCCCGGGGUCUUGGAACGCCAGGGCUUCGCGUGGACGAAGCGACCCCUGCAGACCAACAACUUCGAGGUGAAAUUCGGCUUCCGAGUUUCGGGCUCCGCGGACAUCUCGAAGGCGCCUCAGGAUCAAAGCUUUAGCUUCUGGUUCGUGCGGGAGAACGUCUCGGACCACUUCAACGAGACGCGGAUGAUCCGCGCUCCUUCCUGGACAGAGGGGCUGAAGGAGCAGGGCUACACUCUCGGUGGCUCCCAGGCGCUCUUCGAGGGUGUGGGGGCGGUCUUCUCCACGGUGACGGCGGACAAAAAGCCCAAUGCCGCCAUCUCCUUCGUCAGCAACGACAAGCAUCAGAGCUUGAGCUAUGGCGUGGACGUACCCGCGGCCAGCGCCAAGGUGAUCGAUUUCCGGAACAAGAAGGAGGUGGAGUUCAAUCUGAGGGUUCAGCCCACGCUGGUGCAGGCCAGCAUCACAGUGGAUGGCACCACCCAGGAGUGCUUCAGCGUGGAUCGCAAGGGCUUCCCAGUGAAGGCGGGUGGCUACAUUGGAUUCACGGCCUGGAGUGGUGCGGGUGAGGGCAAGGUGCCCGACUCGGUGUCCUUGACCAAGGUGGAGGUGGUGAACUUCGACGACGAGGCCAUCGGCGAGGACGUGGUCGGGGCCUCCGCGGCGGAGAUCAGCGAGUACACCGCCAUGAUGUCCUCCGACUCACGGCAUUUCCAAGACCAGAAGUCCCAGACCGACCACCUCGCCAGGGUGACAAAGAUGCUAUCGUCGCAUCUCAACGAAGUUAAGCCGGCCUACGACGUGAUGGCCUUCCAGAUGUCCGGCAUGAUGGACUCGCUGCAUAAGCUGGACCGGGACUGUCGGAUCCUCUCCAAGGAGCUGCGGCUCUUGGCCUCGGAUCCCAAGGCCCGGAAGCGAGGGCCCAAGAGGCCCAGCAACCUCCAGGAACUGAAGGGGCAUGUGGUCGGGCUGCGCAGGUUGCUCGACAAGGAGGCCUCGGCCCACAUGCACAAGCUGGAGGCCGUGCAGAAGAACCUGAACGAUGUGAAGCAGCAAACCGACAAGGCCAGCGGCUCCUCUAUGCUCGGCAGGAUCGUGGACCAGACCAGGACGCUGGAGCAAUCUGUGGUGGCCAAAAGCUCGCAGUCGACUUGGAUGUUGUUCAUCCUGGUGGUGUCGGUGGUGGUCAUCGGAGCGCUCAUGUGGAACAGGAUGCAGUACUACGAGAGGAAGCACUUCAUCUAAGAUCGCUCGCAAAAACAAAAGAAGCUGCCCAGUCGGUCCGACUUGAUGUCUUCAGCUUGCC
Molecule: messenger RNA, 1568 nt
Organism: Effrenium voratum
Lineage: Eukaryota; Dinophyceae; Suessiales; Symbiodiniaceae
Source: the annotation of a GenBank genome assembly